GCCGCUCCGCAGUAACGCGAUUGCUCUCGUCGAGUGUAAAACCCGUUCGCGGAGAGUGGUUCGCUCGUUACUUCGUGACACGCAACGCGCGUUGUCCCGCGUUCGUGUCUCCUCCCUCUCUCUGUUCCUUCGUUUCCCUCUCUCCCGUGUCUGUUUCUUUCUCCGUCUGUUUCUUUGGUGUCGAUCGGCGCGCACUGCGACUUGACUUGGAGAGUGUUCAGUGGUCGGUCUCGCGAUAGUUCGGUGCUCGGUCGAACCGCGUUUUUUCUCUCUCUCUCUCUGUCCGUCUGUCCGUCCGUCUCUGUCUUUGUCUCACUCACUCACUCACUCUUUCUUCUUCACCACGAUCAUUGAAUCAGACGAGAGGAGCAAUCGCAUUCGAUCGAAAAGUUUGCUAGGAAUCGGAGUAGUUUAGUUUUUUUUUUUUCGUGGAGUUGUUUGUGCGAAAGGAGCCGCGCGUCCCCCGCGUGUGAUUGUGACUGUGCGGGAGCGACAGCGGUGGUGGACUCGGAGAGUCGAAAGCGUCGUAGUGACACGGACUAUGCCGAAACGCGGCCAUCCAAUUGGGAAGCAGCGUGGUCGCGCUGGCCUGGUGUUUGGGUCGCCUAGCGGCGACUGAGUCCUGUUACGGGAUGCUAAAAGUUCCCGCGGGAGUCGGUGGCGAGCGUUGGCUGAAAGAGGAGAGGAGGAGGAAGAAGAAGAAGGCAGGCAGGAUGGGCGGGAGACGAGGUGUGCUGGUCCGCGACGUAGGUGCGCAUCGCGACGCCGACGACGUGACGGCCACGUGCCCCCGCGGAUAUCUCGUUCGCUGUUGCCACUAACUGCUCUAUGCAUCGUACGUAGUCGAGCGAAACGGUGACCGUGUACGGCCGUGUCGUUUUCAACGGCGUUAUUAAAAAAAAAAAAAAGAAACAAGAUAGUGUGUGAUUUCUUAGAUAGAUGGAAUAUAGAGUGUGAUAUAUUGGAAUAUAUAUAUAUAUAUAUAAUUUUUGCUUCGCGUAUCAAGUGCGUAACGAGUGACUUCGAGAAGGAUCUUUAUCUCUCUCUCUCUCUCUUUAUUUCUCUGUUGGUGUUCAUCGAUAUUAUAUCGCAGGGUAUUAUUCGUGGAAGGAAAAAUCGUCGAAUCGUUGUUGGAUAUUUUAGUGGGUGAAGCGAGAGAACAGGUGGCACGCGUGUUCUUCCCUAAAACAAAUAAUUCGAUAUCGAUAAAUAGAGAUAGAUAAUAGAAUUGAAUUUUGCCGCCGGCGAGGGGAGAAGAGAAGGACGGUGGCUCGUCGAGUUGUCAUCACGGGAUGUUGAUGAUGAUUCGUAGUCCCGCGCUAAACACGAAUAUCGUAUCGACUUGAAACGCUUGAUACACGAGGUAAUAGUUCCGUGUAGUUCCUUCCGUCCUAACCGAAGCUACGUGGUUGCUCCAACAAUUUAUCCACACCAAGGCAAAGAAAAUCGAGAAGUUACGUUACCGUGAAGUGUUGUGAUUCUUUGGCCACGGUGAAUUCCACUCGCAGUGAUUAAACGAGGUUUCGAGUGGGAACCAGUUCGUUCCUACUACUACUACUACUACUAUUGCUACUACUACUACUGCUGCUACUACUACGUUAAACGACGCGAGGAGGGACUAUUUGCCGGUAAUCGGAGGCGAAAAAUACGACGGAGUCGAUAAACUCGACUCGACUCGGCGGUGGCGGUGGUGGUGGUGGUGGUCGUGGUGGUGGUGUUGUUGUUGUUGUUGUUGGUGGUGGUGCUGGUGGUGGUGAUCGAAGAAGAAAAAGAAGAAGAAGAAGAAAUCGGAGAACAGUGUGACCAAACUAGGCGCCACGGCUAGGAAGAAGGGAGAAGAAGAAGAAAAAGGAAAAAAGAGAAAGAGGAACGGUCGAGAGCCGCGUCGAAUCGAAAUCUUUGGACGAGGAUAGACAGAUCGGCGAUUAUCGAAAAGAAGGAGGGAAGCAAAGUCUCGGGCCGAGAGAUUCCCGCGCUCGUACCCCGAUCAUCAGGCCGGCGGGAGUUCGAGGAGAGGGUGAAGGGCGUCGUGGAGGGGGGAGUGAUGCCGGUGAGGGUGGCACAGCGCCCCCCAGGUGGAAUACCACUGCACGCCGGCGUGCCGGUAGCGCCCAGCAGCGUAACCGCCUCCGGUCCGUCGGGCCGGUGCCUCGGGGGCCCGGCAGCGCCCCCCGCCGGCUCGCCACCGCUGCCGCCCUCCCUGCAAUCGCUCGGCGGCGGUGUGAGCAACGCGAACAGCGCCGCUGGCGCGGCCAGCAACGGGUCCAGCAACGGUAACACCGGGAACACCGGCACCCUAGUCGGCAGCAACACCGGUCAGGGGGGGAUCGCGACCCAAGCCCUCGGCGGCGUCACGACGACGAGCGGCGUCACCACGAAUCCCCUGCAGGCGAUGGCGUCGGCGGCGGCCUCGCUAACCCAGCUCAACAACAUGGCGAAUGGCCCGCUGCCGCCGCUCGCGGCCACCGGGCCCACCGGCCCCCCCAGCUUGCCGCCUCCCCAGCCGGCCACCACGCCGACCCACGGGGGCCCGCCGACGCCGCACGCCGGUGUCACGGCUGGGCCCCACCUCAACGGAGCGUCUCCAAGCCCUCACCCCAUGCCGCCCCACGGGAUGAUGAGCGGCUCGCCGCACGCCCCCCACCCGCACAUGGGCGGAGGUGGGCCCUCGCCUCAUCCGCACCACCCGGGCCCCCACAUGGUCGGCUCGCCUCACCACCCCGGUCCGCAUCCCAUGGGCCCAGCCGCCGGCAUGAUGGGCCCGGCCGGCAUGCAGCCCCAAGCCGCGCCCGGCAUGUGCGGCCCAGGACCGACCGGCCCGAUGGGGCCCCACGCUCAUCCCCAGGGACCUGGAGUACCCGGACAACCGCAUAUGCACAACGACCCCUUCUACUGCUCCCCCUUUGGAUCGCAUUACUUCAGUCUUUACGCGUCAAAAAUGAAAGAAUCGAACGGAAUAGUAUGUCAACUCUGCCAGACAUACAGUCAAAAAUCGUUGCCUGUCCCCAGGAGGCAUACUCCGUACUUUGGCCAACCGGACUACAGGCUCUACGAGUUGAACAAGAGGUUACAACAGCGUACAGAGGAGAGCGACAAUCUUUGGUGGGACGCAUUCGCGACUGAAUUCUUCGAGGAUGACGCAACCUUAACCCUCACCUUCUGCCUGGAGGACGGACCCAAGAGAUACACGAUAGGAAGGACGUUAAUACCCAGGUACUUCCGUUCAAUAUUCGAGGGCGGUGUGACGGAACUUUACUACAAUUUGAAACACCCGAAGGAGUCAUUUCACAAUACCAGCAUAACCCUCGACUGUGAUAACUGCGUUAUGGUUACGCAUCACGGAAAACCGAUGUUCACGAAGGUAUGCACGGAGGGUAGAUUAAUAUUGGAAUUCACGUUUGACGACCUUAUGAGGAUAAAGUCGUGGCACAUGUCGGUGAGGACGCACAAGGAGCUCGUGCCUAGGACUGUGGUCGGUAUGCAACAGGACCCGACGAUGCUCGAACAGCUUAGCAAGAACAUCACGAGGCAGGGCAUCACCAACUCCACCCUCAACUAUCUUAGGUUAUGCGUGAUCUUGGAACCGAUGCAAGAGUUGAUGUCGAGGCACAAGGCGUACGCGUUGUCACCGAGGGACUGCUUGAAGACGACCUUGUUCCAGAAAUGGCAGAGGAUGGUUGCCCCGCCGGGUAAGAGAGAAUCGCAGAGGCCGGCCAGCAAGCGGAGAAAGCGGAAGGGUAGCACGUCGGGUCCCGGAAACAACGCGCCACCCGCCCCCAGCAAAAAGAGAUCUCCGGGGCCUAAUUUUUCUCUGGCAUCACAGGACGUGAUGGUCGUCGGUGAGCCGUCGCUGAUGGGAGGGGACUUCGGCGAGGAGGACGAGCGGGUGAUCACGAGGUUGGAGAACACGCAGUACGACGCCACCAACAGCCUGGAUCCGCACAGUCACGACACGCCGGGCGGGCCGCCCCCGCACCCCCAUCAAUUCCACUCGGAACCGACCCCGGGCAACUCUUGGCCCCCGGACCGCGGUCCCGGCCCGCCACAAGGAGGGCCCGGCAGCCAGGGAGUUCAAGGUGGGCAGGGUGGCGCAGCAGCGGGUGUACAGGGGACGCAGGACGCCAGUCAACAGCAACAAGACAAGAAGAGUCCCGCGGUGAGCCAGUGAGGCCAGGAGUCCCCGCGCCCCCCCACCAGGGGGCGACGGGGGCGCAGGCCCAAGAACAUGGCUCCCUAGCGGGGCGAGAACCCUAACCUCCCCGGCGCCUACUUAGCCUCGACCGGCGGGUGCUCGGCCGGCGGCAGGCUGCCGCACGUUGGCCUGCCCCAUCCGCUGGCUUGCCAUCAGCAGCCAGGCCUGUCCGGGCAUCACACGGAG
Molecule: messenger RNA, 4378 nt
Organism: Apis mellifera (honey bee)
Lineage: Eukaryota; Metazoa; Arthropoda; Insecta; Hymenoptera; Apidae
Gene: Chi
Product: LIM domain-binding protein 2
Exons: 10
Coding region: 2045-4168 (707 amino acids)
Biological process (GO): positive regulation of transcription by RNA polymerase II; negative regulation of transcription by RNA polymerase II; nervous system development
Cellular component (GO): transcription regulator complex; nucleus
Molecular function (GO): LIM domain binding
Source: RefSeq, a predicted model, not a curated record